AUGUCACAGUUCUUAUCGUCGACAUCCUCAUGGGGCUCAGGGGGCGGUGCUAGUGGCGGACGUCGCCAGAAGGUCUACCAGUACCUGAGGGCGGCGAAUGAACUACGUCAGACGUACGCCGCACAAUGGUCGGCGCAGAUAAACCCAUCUCGUGGAUACGAUGAAGAGUAUUUGAAGAACACGCCGGGGGCAUUUCCAGAUAUUGAAAUUGCACGGUCCGAAGAUGAGGAAAUGGUGAUUUUCCCGAGUUACGCAAGGCGACUUGUCAAAGACCACAACAGACAGCGUCGGGGAUCGACUUCGACGCUCGAUGAAUACCGCGGUGUGGCCGAGGAGACGGAGCUGGAGAGACUUGAAAGAGAGAUAUUGGAGGAUGAAAAUGCGAUCGUCGCGGUUGAUGUGCGAGGCUGGGUGUACUCACCUCAUCGCGGGCCGAUGAAUCGAAAGCAGCGCUUGUUGAUUGCACUUGCGAGGAAACUAAGCGGUGUACCGGCGCCGAGUAAUUAUUCGACUGAUACUGAAGGCCCCGAUUCCGACACCGCUUCUAUAGGAAAGGCAUCGGGUAAAAGGGAUGAUGAGCUUGUGGAUGCGGAGGCGCAAUCGAUCAUCAGAAAUGCAGAAGGAAGGGCGGAUGCUGCUUGGAAAUCUAGUGCCUCGGAACGAGAUGGCGAAGCUAUCCCUGGACGACCUCUACAUAGAACGACUACAUCAUUGACGCUCGAACCUUCUCAAAUGAGCAUGGAUGAGCUGUCUGUGGCAAAUGCUCACCUUAUGGAGAGACUCCGCCCUUUCUUGUCGAAUCCCAUGAACCAGCAGCCUGUCACUGUGUUCUUUUUCAAUGAUGGGAAGAGCCAGUCGAGAAGCGUAUUGACUGACGAGUCAGGCCACUUUACUUUACGUGCAGCGCUGCCGUUUAUCCCGACUCAUAUCCGUGUCCUAGCCUCGGAGGAACUCUCUGCUAUGAAACAGGUCGAGGUCAUCGAACCGAGCGGUGUCAGCCUCAUCAGUGAUAUAGACGACACAGUGAAACAUUCAGCUAUCGCAAGUGGAGCCAAAGAAAUAUUUCGGAAUACUUUUAUUCGUGAACUGGCCGAUCUAACUGUCGACGGAGUCUCGGAGUGGUAUACUAGUUUAGUUAAAAUGGGGGUUCAGAUACACUACGUCUCCAAUUCACCAUGGCAGCUUUAUCCGUUGUUAGAGCGCUACUUUAAACUGGCAGGAUUGCCUCCUGGUUCCUUUCACCUUAAACAAUACAGCGGCAUGCUUCAAGGGAUAUUCGAACCCACUGCAGAACGAAAGAAGGGCUCCCUUGAACAACUACUUCGGGACUUCCCGACACGCAGAUUCAUUCUAGUCGGUGACAGCGGCGAGGCAGACCUCGAAGUUUACACCGACGUUGCCCUGGCCAACCCUGGAAGGAUCCUGGGCAUCUUUAUCCGCGACGUCACCACAUCAGAUCAAAAGCAGUUCUUUGAGAAGUCCAUCGACCACCUGGAGCCUCAUCCAUCUCGCACUCGCAGCACUCCCCAGCUGAUCGAUACCAGCGAUACGGCAACUAAUCGGCCUGCAUUACCUCCUCGCCGCCCUCGAGCACCAGAUCAUCGAUCUGCUGAUGCCAUAAGCCUAGAUAAUGCUGAUCUGAUCGACCUCCGCGACGAUGACGAUCUGAAAGAUACCCAGCUGACACGUCCAAGCCACCGAACGGACGCCUACCACCAGCGAAACCAUCCAAGCCAUCAUCCCUACGUACCGUUUCCGCCAUGUCAGACCAGCCAGGAAAGGGCAGUUCAUCCCAGAUGCAAGAGGCCAUCAAACGGAAGCCAAUCCCGCCCGUACCGCCGCGUCGUCCUUCAGAAGCCCCAACUCCACCAAACCCACUACCAAUCCGCUCCAAAACAUUCAACGAAACAGAUCCAAUCGAACCCCAAGAACUCGCGCGGUCCAAACAACCCCCUCCGCCACCCCCACCCCGCCGAAGCAACACGGGAGCAACAUCCUCAACAACAACCUCGAACUCAAGCUCAAGCCGCCAACCAUCCCAAAAACAACCACAAUCAUACCCCGCAGCCGCUCUACACCACCAACCCCUCACCGGCCAGAUCAAGUACAAACAGUCUAGACAGCGACCAACAAUCAGUUGCUGGAUCUGCGCCUCCCGCGCCAUUACCCAACAAGCGCGAAGAGCUCUGGCGGAGACGCUGGGAAAGAGCCCACGAGAUCCUAACUGACAAGGGCGUGGUGCUGGGUAGCUGGCGAGUCGGCACAGAUAUCCAAGAUGUCACGGUGUGGUUGGUGCAGGAGGCGAUGAAAGAUGUUCUCGCUCGGAUACGAAAGGAAACUAAACUUACGGAUAGAAUUGAAUAA
This is a messenger RNA of Aspergillus nomiae NRRL 13137, 2364 nucleotides long. Its product is annotated as actin cytoskeleton organization protein App1. Lineage: Eukaryota; Fungi; Ascomycota; Eurotiomycetes; Eurotiales; Aspergillaceae. Bases 1 to 2364 code for a protein of 787 amino acids. Gene Ontology annotation, molecular function: phosphatidate phosphatase activity. The record is from RefSeq and is a predicted model, not a curated record. The transcript has 2 exons. Gene Ontology annotation, cellular component: actin cortical patch.